AUGCCAUAUGACGCUUUACACUUGAAGUCAUCAAAUCGAAGCAUGGUCGAAGAUGACAAUACGUGCGCGCCACCGCCGUCACUAAGUUCUUACAGUAUAGAGAUGCUCAAUGCAAAGAGGAGAACAAAUAAUUCACCAGUCACGGGGAUCUACCACCAAGACUUCCCCGACAGGUCCACUGAGUUGAGAAAGAAGUUUAUUGCUGUGUUUGGACACACGACUACCACCACGGAAAACUCACUUUCAGAUGGUCUUAUGGAGGAUAAAUCGGGUUCAACGUCAAAGUCUACCCUCACUGGUACAGAAAAUCGUUUGAAGAGAAGAAGGUAUGGCAAGGUGCUAGGUGCACCGAAGAGGGCGAGUCAAAACAAUACAUUGGAAGAUGACUAUAUUGACGAAGAAUUGAUCAAAAAGAAUGUCGAGGAACGAAAGGAAGUGAAUAAAUCUCCUGCCAAGCGCCAGCCCUUGAGUGAUAUCUCGAAUGUCUUUAGGAAACCAGUGACUCCAAAGAAGGAUCUAGCGGAAGCACCAGCACCAGUAUCAGUAUCAGUACAAGCUCCAACACCAAUAGCGCCAGUAGUUCCAGUAGCGGCAAUGCCCCCUAUUACAGCAUCAAAAGCAGCACCACCCCUACCCACCACAUCUGAUCCAGAAGAACCACACGACUCAAAAAGAAUAUUCAUCGUCAAUAACAAGAAAUACGAAAAAUUGGAACUAUUAGGAAGAGGAGGGUCAUCCAAGGUCUACCGCAUAAAGGCAGCAAAUGGCCAUCAAUUUGCAUUGAAGAAAGUAACACUAAAUCAAACAGAAGACAUCUCGUCUUUCAAAGGGGAAAUUGAGCUACUUCGAAAAUUGAGAAACUACAAGCGAGUAGUCAAGCUUUACGAUAGUGAAGUGACAAGAUCAUCCAUAUACCUAAUAAUGGAAAAAGGUGACAUUGAUUUGGCAUUGCUAUUCCAAAACAGGCUCAACAUGAACCUACCCUUGGACUUACAGUUUGUAAGAUACCACAUGUCGGAAAUGUUCAAGUGCGUAAAAGAUGUACACGAUGCUGGCGUUGUGCACAGUGACUUGAAACCAGCCAACUUCCUCAUGGUGCGUGGGAUUCUAAAAAUUAUCGACUUUGGGAUUGCCAAUGCCGUGCCCGACCAUACAGCAAACAUAUAUCGAGAGUCUCAAAUAGGAACUCCAAACUACAUGGCCCCUGAAGCAUUGGAAGAGGCAAGUAUGAUUGAAGCAAAAAAUACGACUUGGCGAGUUGGUAGGCCGUCGGAUAUUUGGUCGUGCGGAUGCAUCAUGUAUCAAUUCAUCUACGGAAGACCACCAUAUGCCUCGCUAGCGGGUACAAAGAGGAUAUUGGCAAUCAUGAACCCUCAGUAUAAAAUACAGUACCCACAGUUUGGAAUUGGUGAUGUACCAGUGCCCCAAAGUGCCAUCAAUUUGAUGCAGAAUUGUCUCGCGCGUGAACCUGAUGAACGGUGGACAGUAGAGCAAUGUCUAAAUAGUGACUUCUUCCACCCAAAGGCGGUUGAUGAAAACUUUAUUACAAAGAUUGUCCACCAAAGUGUCAACUUGGGAUACAACAAGAGAAUCUCGGGGGAGGGAAUCACAACCGAAGCCUACGACUCAAUGGUAAAUGACAUUAUAGAACAGAUUAGAACUUAUAAUUGCUAA
Messenger RNA from Lodderomyces margitis, 1674 nucleotides. It is a transcript of the gene MPS1, whose product is annotated as serine/threonine/tyrosine protein kinase. Gene Ontology annotation, molecular function: protein serine/threonine/tyrosine kinase activity; ATP binding; protein serine/threonine kinase activity. Gene Ontology annotation, biological process: peptidyl-serine phosphorylation; protein localization to kinetochore; chromosome segregation. Bases 1 to 1674 code for a protein of 557 amino acids. The transcript has a single exon. Gene Ontology annotation, cellular component: nucleus; kinetochore; spindle. Lineage: Eukaryota; Fungi; Ascomycota; Pichiomycetes; Serinales; Debaryomycetaceae. The record is from RefSeq and is a predicted model, not a curated record.